Messenger RNA from Porites evermanni, 7870 nucleotides. NCBI's taxonomy places the organism in Eukaryota, Metazoa, Cnidaria, Anthozoa, Scleractinia, Poritidae. The record is from the annotation of a GenBank genome assembly.
AUGCUUUGUUUACCUUUCCUUGGCAGGUCAAAUAAACGCUUGAUCAUCAUAGCUGUUGUGGUGCUUUUAAUCCUUUUAGCAAUUAUCAUAGCUGUUGUAGUUGUUGUUACCAGAAAAGACAAAACUUCCUCAACUGCGCCAACUGCCAAAACCAUCGAGCUUCCACCAACCGGGCCCCCGGGGUCGGAGGGCCCUUAUAAGCGCGCCGUAGUGGCCUCGGAUGCUGGUCCUUGCUCGGAGAUAGGCCGGGAUAUCUUAACGACAAAUGGUUCCGCGAUGGAUUCGGCCGUUGCAGCGCUGUUUUGCAUCGGGGUUUACAACAUGCACUCCGCUGGUGUUGGUGGUGGAGGCUUCAUGACAGUCUAUCAUAAUGAAACAAAUGUUGUGGAGGUGAUCGAUUUUCGCGAAGAAGCCCCUGGAAAAGCCAACAGGACCAUGUAUGUGGGAGGGAAGAUGAACUCUAAAUAUGGUAAGUACUGCCAUGGAUUUUCUUUCCGGAAAGGCUUUUACCUUACCCAGACCUGGCUUUUUGCUUAAGGUUUCCUAGAACGAGGGCAGGGCCGAGAAGUGGGGAUAAACUUUACGAAAAUUCACUUCAACCUAGCCGCUACUUUUCUUUUCAUCUCUUUAACGCAUAAGCUUGGGAUAUGGUGAGUGGGAGACGGUGGAUCAUGGAAAUUAAGAGGAAGAGGAAAAGGCUUAUUUGCCGGUGGAUUAUUUUCUUCCCGCGCGCCCAUCGCGCCAUCGCGCCCUUUCAUGCCCAUCAGGGUUCCCCUAAAACAGAGAUCCAGCCCCGGCCACGCAGUUCAGGAAAUGCGUCGUGGUGUUUUAACUAACAAUUCGAACAGUAGCAUGGGCUGAGAAGGAGACAAAGUCACUAAGUGGAGAGGGCUUGAAUAUUGUCAAUAAUAUAAUUAAGACGUUUCAACAGAGUUCAAAUCACGAUUCGUUACACAGUUACAAGUUACCGGGGGAACGUGGGUUCAAAUCCCACUCACUACGUUAUCACCUUAGGAAGAAAAUUUCCGGGAAGGCCCACAUCUAAACCACCUAGAUCACCUUAUCGAUUGGAGUGUUGCCAACGUGGUGAUGGCCGUAGUGGUUAUCACACCCGACUAGUUACCUGCGGAACGUGGGUUCAAAUCAGACGAAUUGAAAGUUUCUUAGUAAGUAGAAGUGCAACUGAAGAUGUUUCGUACGCGCGUAGCAAGCCAAAGAUAGAUGAUAUGUCAGCGUAAACAGAUUCUAUUGGAAAUAGAUGAAUGAACUUGCCAUAUUGACUACUUUUCUGCCCCUCUUACAGGAGCAACCGCAGCUGGGGUACCUGGUGAAGUGAAAGGAUUUUACGAAGCUUGGAAAAAGUAUGGCAAACUACCCUGGAAGGAUCUGGUCCAGCCUUCCAUCGAUAUGGCAAGAAACGGGUUUCCCUUCGGCUAUUCUGCAGAAUACGCUGCGAAAAGAUCCAGCGUGUUUAAGUACAUCAAGGCUGAUCCUGGACUUAGGUUUGUGAAAAAGCCAGUAUAAGCUUUCUGACAUUUUUUAAUCAAUGAGACACCAUAUCGUGAUUACAUUCGGAGCGUACGUCUCAUUCGUGUAUCAUCAGUAAUAUUUUUCUUUCGUAUUUGAAACUGAGUGUGUGAAAUUUCAUAUAUUUCACUUUCAUUUUUAGCGUUUAGAUCCUUAAUUACCCAUUGCCAAUAAACAUUUCCUUUUCUGCCACAGUAUACAGUAUUUUAGUGCGAGGCAUCAACUUUUCAGUAAACGGCCGGCUGACCAAAUCGAAUUCUUAGAAAGGACAGAAGCUGUUAAUCAAACCUUUAGGCCCCAGCCUUUCAAAAGUUACUAGUUGGAUAUCGUUAUCCACCGGAUAAAUCACUAUCCAGUGGAUAAGCUGGGUAAACAUAUUGCGUUAUUCACUCAAAUAUAGAGUUUUAUCCAGUCAAGAGAACAUAAAAGCCUAGUAUAAGUAUUUUAUGUUUUCUUGAUCCAGUGGAUAGCACACUGUCCACUCUAUGCACCUUUUGAACAAUUCGGGCCACAGGGGCACCCAUAACCCUACGGUGCAGAUCAGAACUGGAUUUUAGUUCUGUCAUUGUUGAUCUCUCUCUCUCUCUCUCUCUCUCUGUUUUUGUUUUGUUUUGUUUUUACAGAAACCUUCUUUUCAACGAGGACGGUAAACUGAAACAGCUAGGCGAAACGCUGUAUAUGCACAAGUUUGCUAAAACGUUAGAGCGAAUACGCGACGAUCCUGAGGGUUUCUAUUCUGGGGAGCUAGCGAAAGAUGUUGUAAAAGAUAUACAAGAGAAGGGUGGUAUUAUCACCCUUGAUGAUCUGAAGAAUUACAGAGUCAAAUUCCGUCAACCGAUGAAUGGAAGUUUGGGCAACUACUCAUGGUAUUCUACUCCUCCCCCGGGGAGUGGAGUCGUUCUAAGCUUUAUCCUCAAUAUAUUGAAAGGUGAGGGACCAGUCAUUAUUUAUCGCCUGGGGGAAGGGGGGGUGGAGGAUUUUAGGGGGGAACACUCGAUUUUUAGGAUAACAAAAGGGGCGAUCAGUCGUAACUGAGAACCCAAAAGGGGGGAUCGCUGAAAACGUUGGAAGGAUUCAGAGGGGAGACCACUCAAAUUUGCUUGGAAAAUGAAGACUUGUGGGGAGGAUCGCGAACGUCAUCAAAAGUUAUUGGGGGGAUCGCAUCAGUGAAGUAACAUUCAAAGGUCAAAGGGGGGAUCGGCUAAGUUCCACCUAGUUUAGCCCCAAAUCCUCCGCUCCCCUCUCCUCCCAGGCGAUAAAUAAUGACCGAUCCCUAAACGCGCAAUAUUUGUGACAUACCUAACACUCCUUUUCAUAAACGUACGACGAGUGUUGCAAAUAUUUGUUUAUUGCGUUCACAAAAUAAUGGCCAGCUGGUGUGGUGGGCUGGGAAGGCAGAACUAGUCGGGCUGGUGCCAAACUAGAAUUGCCCGCGCGCCACUGAAUCUCUUCUUCCCCUUCUACUUUUGACCACCUACCUCGAAGGCUAUAGGCAAUAGUGUUGAAUCAAGAAGAAAAUGCUAGCGAGAAACGCAACCAAUCCUAACCUCAGAAAUGCGUACAACUUUCCCGUGUUAAGUGGGAAUUGCGCGCUUAAGACCAUCCAUCUAAAGAGAGAAGUCCUAUUUUUGUUUCUAGGAUUCAACAUGAAGCCUUCUGAUCGACAGGGAACUCAAAAUUCAGUACGGACAUACCAUAGGAUUGUCGAAGCAUUUAAAUUUGCUUACGCUUACAGAGCCUUACUUGGAGACCAGGACUUCGCAAACGUGACCGAGGUAAAUCGAACUUUCUCUUCUAAGAAGGACAAACAAAAUCCGAAGCAACACCACUGACGGCUGCCGGCGGUCUUGCUUCGCGAGAUCCCACGCGAGCGGCGUAAGAGCCGAGAAGGAGAUAACCACACUAGCGUAUGCCGAUAGGUUACGGGCUGUGGGACCAGGGGUUUUUUAGUUCCUAGAAAAUAAAUAUACCGUAACGUCCUCUUAAAGCACUAGUCCUAUACAACUUCGAAUUUUACUUUCUUCUUGUUAUACAAGUAGAUGGGCUAUAACUUGGAGGGAGGGGGUGCCGUAUAAGCGUAUUUUUACCGUAGUUGACGUCCCAGACUGAGUUAUUGAGGAUAGUAUUAAGGACCCGUUUCUAGCUAAACGAUGAUCUUUUACCCUGCGAGCAGAGGUUUCUCUCUUGCAGGGCUUUUCACGUUGACGAAGUCGUUCGCGUGGCUUGUCGGGACAGACAAGCCGCAUGCGAACAACUUCGUAAACGCUUAAAGCCAUGCAAGAGAGAGACCUCUGCUCGCAGGGUAAUGAUCUUUCUAUAGGGUGGUCAAAAAAUAUAUGACUGUAUUUUGUUACUAUCGUUUAAUAGGCCAUUUCCAAGUUGCCACAAGCCGAAAUGCGGUGCCGUUGUUAUGAAAAUUGUUUUUUAUUCUCAUGCAAAUAAAACUAAUUUUCACAACAAAAGUUUUGCACUUAGCCUCGUGUUGAAAGUGAGAGUUUUUGGAACUCGGAAAUGGCCUAUUAAAAGGGGUUGAUUCAUACAUUAACUCAUGCCAUUUUUUAGAUUAUCAAGAACAUGACUAACGAAGAUUUUGCCGAAUCUAUACGCCAGAAGAUUUGGGAUAAUAGGACAUUUAUAAAUUACUCCUACUACGGAGACUUUUAUCAUGACGCCAGCCAGGAAGGAACUUCACAUCUGUCCGUGAUCGCGGAAAAUGGUGACGCUGUUUCUGCGACCACGACGAUAAACCUUUUGUAAGUAUCAUUAUUUCUUCUUUACUAGAUUCGUAUAUUAACAAAUAAUAUUUAUUAGAAAUGCCAUAAAAUAGAAUUUUCCAAUUUUAUUUUGAAAAGAUGCUGAGAAAAAAAUUGUUCCAUAGUACUGUGAAAGAGGAUUUUUUCCACAAAAGUUAGAAACACCUUCGGCGAGAUUCCUUCAUUCACCGACUCUGGGAUUGGAAGGUUUAAAAAAUAUGAGCAAUAUUAGCUUACGAGAGUUUUGGAUAGAUUAAAAAAAAGUUAUUCACAAAGACUUUCUCUCUCCUCCACGGAAGCUCCCACUGGGUACCCCAAUAAAAAAUAGCAAUAACUGAAAAAUAGCAUGGGCGCGGGAGACGAUGGGAUUGUUCCCAGCGCGCUUUCUUUUUUUCUUUUUCCUCAGCCUCCCUACGACACACAGGCCUCUACAGAGGAGAGGAGACAGACAAAGCCUUAAGAGAAGUCCACACUAAUUAAGACAAGAAUGGAUUGCAGUUGUCAACGAGGCGCGCGUAACAACGAUGAUUUUAGCCUUAGAAAGUUCAGCCGACAUUUGGCAACACCACCACUGGUUUCCCCGCGAAAUGACGUCUGAGAAAAGAGCGCAAAAAUUUAAUACUGGUGACGUGUCACUACCCGGAUCUGGGUAGUGCUUUUGAUUGGUCAUGCUGCGUCGGGAAUUAGCUUCAACCAAACAGAAGCACUCCUUAGAUCUAAGUUGUGCUCGUCACCAUCAGUAUGGAAUUUUUGCGCUCGUUUCUCCAAACGUCAUGUCAUGGGGGAACAACUAAGUGGUGGCGUCGCGAAGUGUCGUCUGUUUUUUCAGGUUACGAUGAUUUCUGCCUUCUCUUUUCAGUUUUGGUGCAAAAUAUCGUUCUACUCGUACCGGAAUAAUCUACAACAACGAAAUGGAUGACUUUUCAACUCCUGGUACAAAAAAUAGCUACGGUGUGGAACCAUCUGAAUCUAAUAUGAUAGAGCCUGGCAAACGGCCCAUGUCUUCCACUGCUCCGUCAAUAUUUUUGGAUAAGAACGGCCAUGCCCGUUUAGUUAUCGGAGCGUCUGGAGGGACCAAAAUCACUACCGCGAUUUCUCUGGUAAGGAGAGCUGAGUUCAAUACAUCAUAACUUCUAAGCAAAACCAAUCAUCUGUAAAGGGACCCUUUGUGUUCUGUUGGCAAAACCGAGUCAAAGAAGCAUUCUACUAGUCAGAUGGUUCGUAUUUGUAUUAUUGGUAACAACGAAGAUGUACACUGUAAUUUUCAGGGAGUUAUAAUAGCUCCUCUAGUGGGGCUAAUUUAACUCCUUACAGUGGAGUUAUUUUUCGUGGAGUUAUUUUAACUCCAAAAAGGAGUUUAAAGAACUCUUUUUCAGGAGUAAAAGUGACCCCAGAUAUUGAGGAGUUAAAAUAACCCCAAAAAAGGAGUUAUCCUGUACCUAAAAUUUUUACUCCACUUUCAGAGUUAAAUUAACUCCAAAAAGAGUAAAAACAACCCAUGUAAGGAGUACAAGUAACCCCAUUUCGGAGUAAUUUUAACUCCAGACUGGGAGUAAAAAGAACUCUUUUUCAGGAGUAAAAAUAACCGCAAAUUCGGAGUUAAAUUAGGAGUUAAACUAACCCCAAAAAAGGAGUUAUCCUGUACCUAAAAUUUUUACUCCAUUUUUGGAGUUAUAAUAACUCCCUAAAAACUACGGUGUAGCUGAAGGACAUGUAGCGAAGUCUUUUCAAACUCAAAUCCUUCUUGUCUGAUAUUAGAACCUUAAGAUACACUGGUUUCACUGGCCGUAAGUACGGGUAGACUACCCCUUUGUUGAGGAGAAACGACUAGGCUAUGGCUAAAUACUAUUCAUUUCAUACAUUAUGCGCCCUUUAAUAUAAAAACACAUCGCAAACAUGAUCCGCUACUUGUACCUGUUGGCAGAGACACGUAUCUUAACAGUGGAUGUAUCUUAAGGUCCUUAAUAUCCCAUAAGCCUCCGACUAUUCCAACUGCUAUCCAGAAACAGACAGUGGUGACCGAUAAGAUGAAAAGUCAAACACCUUAAAACCAUGAAAUUUGUUUCAUUAUCCCGAGCAUCGACCACCUUAAUGACCUUACAAACGAACUGAUUCAUGUUUCACGUACGAUGAAUUAGAGGUGAGAUCAAUUUAAAAAUUGCCGGAUCCCCACGCCUCUAGUUUCCCUUUCUUACAAGUUUCUUACGGUAACCUGCGAAGAGGCGUUCUUUUUUCGGGGAUAGCGCGAAAGUCGGCGGACGGGGAAAGGACUCCAAAAUAAAAAGGGAGGAAAGACCGCCUGAUUGCAGGUUAGGUGAGCUGCGCGCGAGUACAGCGUUAAGCUGUGAAGACGCAAGCCUAAGAAAAAAGACUGUCCUUUUUCCCCACGCGCGAUGUGACCAUUUUUAUGUCGCGCCUUGGUGUGCUUGAAGAGAAGGGCCUUGUGCUUAAUAUUUGUACCCUGUCAAUUGAAAUUAUUAAAUUCGUACCCUUUUAACCCUCCCCUCCCCUCCACCAAAAACUAAUAAUUCCUGUAGAAAGUCGUUCCUGCAUCCCUCCAUCCACAGAAGUUAAUUUAUCCAUCUUAGGUUUAUUUCACCCGGGAACGAAAUUCUAAACAUAACUCCCUGACGAAAAAUGUACUCUCAUCUACCUUUCUAAAAGAGUCAUCUAAUUUAACAACAUGAUAGGCCCCUUACAGCUAGUUAAUUACGUGGUACAAAACCGCCAUGCUGCAGAGCAAGAAAUGCACUGGGACAAGAAAACAAACAAAGAAAAUAACCAUUUUGAAUUAUGUGACCUCUCGUUUUUCUUGUCCUAGUGUGUCUCUUGCUCUCCAGCAUGGCGAUUUUGUUCCACGUUAUGACGACUAGCUCAGUUCAGCUGAAGGAUCUAUUUAACGAAAAUCCUUUUCAAGUUGACUGAAAACUCGAUACGGUAACCUAUGAUAGGCAGCGACUUUCAAUAUAAAUUUCUUUGAGGAAACCCAUUUGAACAGAGUGCGCAUACUAAAAUUAAAAAGUUGGGAAGGCAAAAUUUACACUCCAGUGAUCGACAGGAAUAUAGCAGAUUCAGGCCACAACAGAAGCAUUUAACACCUGGUCUAUCCAUCACAAAAUUCAAAAAUUAAUUUGAAUUUAAUUUAAAAUUCAGGGGUCAAAAAUGUACCCUUUGCCCCUCCCUUCUCGACACUAUACUAUCAACAAACAGUCCCCAAUAAGAAUAAAGGCGCGGCUUCCCAUCUUCUACAGAGAACACAAAGGGGUACUGAACUUUUCAGAAAGGUCGAAGUCUCCUGUUGUUGUUGUUUACUUCUCUUCUAGGUCAUGAUGAAUUACUUGUGGUUUAACCGAACCUUACCACAGGCUGUAGUUGAACCCAGGCUUCACCAUCAGCUGUUACCAAUGUACAUUCGCAUCGAUAAAGACUUUCAGAUGCCCCUUGCCAUUCAACAAGGCCUGCGUGAUCUUGGGCACGAGCUUAGGAACGGAAGUGGCUUUGCUGUAGUUCAAGCUGUUGCUAGAAAUGAGGAUGGUACUCUGACGGGCAAAUCCGAUCCACGGAAAUAUGGCUGGUCAGCGGGCUACUAA